This is a messenger RNA of Megalops cyprinoides (Indo-Pacific tarpon), 1040 nucleotides long. RefSeq lists its product as uncharacterized. Lineage: Eukaryota; Metazoa; Chordata; Actinopteri; Elopiformes; Megalopidae. Bases 45 to 1040 code for a protein of 331 amino acids. Gene Ontology annotation, molecular function: DNA binding. The transcript is spliced from 10 exons. The record is from RefSeq and is a predicted model, not a curated record. Gene Ontology annotation, biological process: homologous chromosome pairing at meiosis; meiotic attachment of telomere to nuclear envelope. Gene Ontology annotation, cellular component: nuclear inner membrane.
CUUUAAGCUGCAAAACGUUAGCGAUGAGUUAGGUAUUUUGAGAAAUGUAUACAGAAUCAUACGUAUCAAGCUAUUGUAUGCGCCAUCUACUGGCCAUGUCCAUCCAGCCUUUUUCCUUUCCCCUUCCUGAGACUCGCUUCUUCCAAGCCGGGCAUCAUGUCUACAAGUUUAAGAUCAGGAGCGGCAGCAAGUGCAGGACUGAUGAGAGGGUUGACAAUGAAUGCAUCUCCCAGGAGCUGGAGGUUGCCAUUCGGGUCGUGUUGGCAAAUCUGGACUCCCUCCAGCCCUUUGCCACCAAGCACUUCAACAUCUUCCCCUAUAAGAGCAGGUGGGAGAAGGUGUCAGAGCUGCACUUCCAGCAGGGCAAGCGGAUGCUGGCAGCGUACCCCUUCCUGCUGAUGCUCUACCUAGAGACCCGCGACACCCCCCACAUGCUCCCGGAUGUAUGCUCGCCCUUGCCCUUGCCCUCGCUCUCUUGUCCCAAGCAGAAUACCCUUUGCUUUUCCUCUACCCCAGAGGAACGGCCUCUGCGCCGGGCAGUGGUGAGUACAGUGGAACAAGAUCAGCCCCUUCUGUCUCACAGCCUGGCCUGUCUGCCCAAGAGCAGUAGCACAGAGCAGCCACCAGGGAGCUCUCCAACUCAGCACAGGUGCACCACCGGUCUGGAGCUGCCACACAGUGCCAGCCAAGCAGAAGUGAUGGAGGGAGACAGGAGGGUAGGUCCCCCUCCCUGCCACACAAAGCGCCAGCCGAAGGAACGUCACCCUGAGUUAGUGCUGCACGUCCUCACCUCCACUCAGUUGCAAGCACAUUCAGAGCCGUCUCACUCCAGCCCAGCCAACAGCAGCGUGACCCAGCAGGAGGGGCCAGGGGCCACAGGGGGGUCGGGCGAGCCAGGGGGUCAUCAUUGCCAAGCCAAACAUGGUGACCCCGAAGAACCCACCCCCUGUACUGGGGAGACAGGCAGUCCAGGUGUGCUGUCCUACAUGGCCAGGAAGGUGUUUGCACUCUUGUUUUUCCUCGGAAGUUGGAAGAAAUAG